GGACGCACAUGCUAAUGACGUCCAUCCCUGGACGCUAUUUUGGAUAGCAUCCAUCCACCAUCUGGUUGGGUCGAGCCUGCUCGCGGUCGCUGCAUCCAUCUCGUGCCUGUUGCCCACCUUCAUCUCCUCUCCUACCACGGCCGCCCUUUGACCUCCGGCAAAUCCCCGCCGCCCACCUUGCUCAGACCGCCUCCGCCUCGUCCCCCACCUCCUCACGACCGCCUCGGCCUCCGCCUUGUCCCCCACCUCGUCACGACCGCCCCGACCUCUGGCUCAUCCCUGAGGCCCACAUCCUCACGGCUGGCCCCGACCUCCUCUGGGCCAAAGGGGGUGGGCGGAGGACGCCGUUGUGGCGGCAUCAGCAAGUUGGCCAGAGGUGUUCGUCCCUCGCCCUUAUCUCCAUUGCUUCUUUGUACCCGUCCCUACCAUUGGUAGCAGUGUGGAUCUUCCCAGGGUGCUACACUGUAAUUUGUCGCCAUAGAAGGGUCUUGAAAUGGAUACAAAUGGAUGUUUCAGUGAUUUGUUAUAGAUGCCUCACAGCCAACACAAAAUAUCCAAAACUUGGGAAAAUCCUAACAUUUGCUUGAAUGUACGGUGUCACCAUGUUGGCAUCCCAUUUGACCCCCUAUGUACAUCAGCUUUAGAGAACCUUGGUUUUUAUCAGAUUGCUAAGAUGAGGAAAAUCAAUGUCGACAAAUAUUUGAUACCGGCAUUGGUGGAGCGUUGGCGGCCCGAGACAAACAGUUUUCACCUACCUGUAGGAGAAAUGACUAUUACGUUGCAAGAUGUCAGUUGUUUGCGGGGGUUACCUAUCCAUGGUAAACCACUUGUUGGAAAAGUUGAUACACAUUGGUCAGAAAUAGUUGAGAGGUUGCUUGGGAUUCCUGUGGAUGAACAACACAUGAAACAAAAGAAAAGGCGAAAAGGUGAUGAUAAUACUGUUGUGAGGAAUUCACAAUACUCUCUAAAUCUGGGUAAACCGCGGGAACGCUUUCAUGUGUUGCCGGAUAAUCCAAUGGACCGGGAGAUUAAUUGGCAUGCUCGAGCACUUGUUCUAGAAAUCCUUGGCUCCGUAGUCUUUACUGAUACAUCUGAAGAUGGAGUGCCAGCUACGUAUCUCCAAUUUAUGCAGGAUUUAGGACAACCAACAGAGUAUAAUUGGGGAGCAGCUGCUCUUGCUCUAUUGUAUAGAGAAUUGAGCAUAGGUGCUGAGAAAGAGAGACUAGAAAUUUCAGGUCCUUUAUUGCUGCUACAGUUAUGGUCUUGGUCCCGUUUGCACUUGGUCGCCCUAAAGUUAUUUUUGAGAAGCCCAAAGAAGGAGAGGAGCUUGAUGAAGACGAAGAAGAACAAGAAGUACACUUGGAUUAUAACCUUGUUUUUGGAGCAAAGUGGUGUGCUGCACAUGCGUUUGAUGUCCCUCAUAAUGCUGGCAUUGUAUUCUCCUCGCCAAACUUAGUCCGAUCUAAGGGGUAGGCCAACCUCUUAAUUGGACGUUGCUUGCCUUAGCGUCCAGGCCUGGACGCUGUCUACAAUAGCAUAUCACGUGAAAAUGGGCACCAAACUGACGGUUUGGCAUUAAUUAUUUUCCUAGCCGUACGUCGUCGUGUGCCGACGGCCAUUUCGAGCCACCAUCACCAAAAGGACCCUUUGUAGCUAUGGC
This is a messenger RNA of Aegilops tauschii subsp. strangulata, 1660 nucleotides long. Its product is annotated as serine/threonine-protein phosphatase 7 long form homolog. The record is from RefSeq and is a predicted model, not a curated record. Gene Ontology annotation, biological process: meristem maintenance; meristem development. NCBI's taxonomy places the organism in Eukaryota, Viridiplantae, Streptophyta, Magnoliopsida, Poales, Poaceae.